Molecule: messenger RNA, 1221 nt
Organism: Oenanthe melanoleuca
Lineage: Eukaryota; Metazoa; Chordata; Aves; Passeriformes; Muscicapidae
Product: homeobox protein Hox-C9-like
Exons: 2
Coding region: 62-829 (255 amino acids)
Biological process (GO): embryonic skeletal system morphogenesis; proximal/distal pattern formation; DNA-templated transcription
Cellular component (GO): nucleus
Molecular function (GO): DNA-binding transcription factor activity, RNA polymerase II-specific; RNA polymerase II cis-regulatory region sequence-specific DNA binding
Source: RefSeq, a predicted model, not a curated record
AAAAAGUACACAUAGACUUCAUACAAUAACCCAUGAAUGCAAACGAGGGGGCGAGCGGACCAUGUCGGCUUCUGGCCCCAUCAGCAACUACUACGUGGACUCGCUGCUCGGGCCCGACUCGGACGAGCUGCUCGCCCCUCGCUUCGCCGGCCCGGGCUCGGCUCGCCCCGCUCCGCUGGUCCCCGACUGCUCCGACUUCCCCUCGUGCAGCUUCGCCCCCAAACCCGCCGUGUUCGCCACCUCCUGGGCGCCGGUGGCCGCGCAACCCGCCGUGGGCUACCCGCACCCGCACGGCGCCGGCCACUUCGGGCCGCAGGCGGGCGAGCCCAGGUACGUCCGCACGUGGCUGGAGCCGCUGGCCGGGGUUUCCUUCCCUCCUUUCGGCGCUCGCCACUACGGCCUCAAGGACUCCUUCGGGCCGCGGAGGGGCGAGUGCUCGCCCGCGGACGGGCGCGCCUACGCGGAGCUGGUGUACGGAGCGCCCGGCGAGCUGCGGGAGCGCGGCGGCAUCGCGGCCUCCCCCGAGCCGCUGGAGGCCGUGGGAGGAGGCAAGCACAAAGAGGAGAAGCACGAGUUGGAGCCCAACAACCCCGUGGCCAAUUGGAUCCACGCGCGCUCCACCCGGAAGAAACGCUGCCCUUACACAAAAUAUCAAACCCUGGAACUGGAAAAAGAAUUUUUAUUCAAUAUGUACCUGACCAGGGACCGCAGGUACGAAGUGGCCCGAGGGCUGAACCUCACCGAGCGCCAGGUCAAAAUCUGGUUCCAGAACAGGAGAAUGAAAAUGAAGAAAAUGAAUAAAGAAAAAAACGAUAAGGAGCAGCAAUGAUAAUUUUAAAAAAAAAAAAAUUUAGGGGGAAAAAAAGGGAAAAAAAGGAAAAAAAAUUGAAUUUUUUUGCGUUUUUUUUGGGGUAAACGCGUCCUCCCGGAAGUGGAGAUGAGGAAAAAAUAGAGGAGAAAAGAAGGAAAUAUUGAUAAUUUAAAAAAAAUAAGUUUAAGUGUGGUUAAAAGGAAAAAAAAAAGGAAAAAAAAUUGGAUUUUUCUUUUUUUUUGUUGUUUUUUUUUUUUGGGGGGAAAAAAUUCCUCCUCAGAGGGUGGAGAUGAGGAAAAAACAGAAAAAAGAAAAGGAAAUGAUGAUAAUUUUAAAAAGGAAAUUUUUAGAGGGGUUAAAGGAAAAAAAAGGAGGAAAAAUGGAUUUUUUCUUUUUUUUUUGUUGGUUUU